Messenger RNA from Aedes albopictus (Asian tiger mosquito), 1943 nucleotides. RefSeq lists its product as uncharacterized. Gene Ontology annotation, biological process: SCF-dependent proteasomal ubiquitin-dependent protein catabolic process. The transcript has 2 exons. The coding region runs from base 288 to 1850 and encodes 520 amino acids. The record is from RefSeq and is a predicted model, not a curated record. Lineage: Eukaryota; Metazoa; Arthropoda; Insecta; Diptera; Culicidae. Gene Ontology annotation, molecular function: protein binding. Gene Ontology annotation, cellular component: SCF ubiquitin ligase complex.
AAUCGCAGUACGUGUCGUACCGGAGUGGUCACGUUUAGUGAUUAAUACAUCAAUUAUCGUUCCAUGCUGAGUGUUUUCUUACACAUUUAUCCUUGAUUUUUUAAUUAGAUUGUACACGUGUGGUUAAUUUGUUAUUGUUAUUUACUUACAGCCGUAUUCUUAUACUCGUUAUAUAAACGCAACUCAGCUGUGGAGACAAUUUCGUUCUUGAACUCAACUGAAGUGGUCCGUAUGGUGCUAUUGAUCAAGUAAUGUACCUAGGUUCAAGAAACUAAACAAACAGCAAAAUGGAAAGCACCACUAGUUCCAUUGAAAGUGUUACACUCGAGUACAAUUCCGCGAUAAACAACGAACUUUUCCCAAUCCAAGGUCUACCGGAAGAAGUGUUGGAGCAGAUAUUCUCAUUUCUUCCAUUUUUGGAUCGUAAGUCGGCUUCGCUAGUGUGUACAACGUGGGAAAGAUUGGCUUUCAGUCCAGGAUUCUUGCGUAAAGUAGCGCUCAAAAUAGGACCUCCUGGAAACUUCAUACACAAAAGCAACCGCCGUUAUAGAAAUAUUUUGCUGAAUAGGCACGUUUACAGCAAUUUUCCUUUCCAGUAUGUGUUGGAGAUUUUGGAUCGGUUUGCUACAGAUGUGGAGAGUUUCCAGUGUAAGGGACAUUUAGGCUCAGAGCAAGUAUGUAUGGUGUUAAGCCGUUUGUCAAAUCUGCAACAAUUGAUAGUUGGAUUGGACUUCAGGGACUGGCAUACAAUACCUCCAUUUUUGCAAGUUCAAACUCCAGGACCGUUGAACAACGAAUUGCAGAUCGAAAGUCUAAAUGUUCCCAACGUGACCCAUCUCAGCAUCAGCUUUACCAAUUCAAAGGAUGCAAUGGAUUCCAUGGCUGUGUUGCAACGACUAGCUCCUCAGCUCAAGAACGUGGAUUUGUAUUCAACAGAACUUUUUAUCCCUUUAGAACAGCUCCAGUUUCCGAAAGCUGAAGUGCUGAAAAUUGGCGAAAAUCUGAGCGUGACACAAAAUGGUAGGGAUCUACGAACAUUCUUCGCUGGAUUUAAGCUUCUGAAGGAAGUCAGACUGGAUUGCGUCGUUGAAGAAAUAGGGAUUGAUUUGAUAACUAAGGCAUGUCCAGGAAUCGAAUUGUUCGAAUUCAAGGUUCCUCGCUUCAAUUCGAUUCCGUUUCAUUUGUUGGAGUGUCUUAAAUACUUGAAGACUUUAGGCCUUGGACCAGUCUAUGAAGUUCCAGCAAAUAGCCCAAUAUGCAAUCCGUUGGUGAGCGUGAAAAACCUAAGCAUGGAGCUAUUUGAAUGUGAAGAGAGUUGCAUCGAACGACUAAGACAUCUACUACCGAACGUUAUCGCCAUGGAUGUAACACUUUCGAUUUUUCCGGACGACGAUUGGACAUUCGAGACAGGAUUGAAACACAUCUGCCGAAACUUCCGAGAACUUCAGCGUCUGGUAAUUGAUGAUCUGACAUAUCGGAAUGGAACCCUCAGCAGCCUUCUUGAUUUGGAGCAACUAGAUCAACUAGAAGAUCUUACCUUCAAGGGAAUUGAUACACAGAUAGGUAAUAUGCCAACGAACCCACUGCUUAAGCGAUUUGUAAUACACCAUCCCGAUUGGUUGUCCGACGAGGAUUUGCUCGAGUUGGCGAGGAAGUAUCCAAACCUGCGAUACCUCGAACUGGGCUUGGGCAGACGAGUGUCAUCUGAGGGGAUUGCCGCUUUCAAAUCGCAACUGGUGAACUGUGUAGUGCACUGUGUCCCGGAUCCGACUGGGUGCUGGGACCGAAUAUACAAGAAUUAUAUAGAUGAAUUGCUGCUUUUAAAUCGCAACUGGUUUCCCCGGCUUUAACAAAUUUGAGCGAUUGAUUGGAAAUAUUACAACACAUAUGCCCACUGAAUUGGCGAAUAGGCUUCAAUAAACCACACUUGAUCUAUGUUUUAA